AUGAAAGCAAUAAUUCAACGAGUCCUGUCCGCCUCAGUGACGGUAGACAAGGAAGUCAUUUCUUCGAUUGGGCGUGGAGUGCUUGUUUUCGCGGCGGUGGCGCCAGGUGACUCGGAAAAGGAAGCCCAGCAGAUUGCCAACAAGGUCGUCAAGAUGAAACUUUGGGACGAUGAAAAUGGAGGAAGAUGGAAAAAGAGUGUUACAGACAUCAACGGUGAAGUGCUAUGCGUCUCACAAUUCACACUCCUUGCGCGCACGAAAAAGGGGACCAAGCCCGACUUUCACGGCGCAGCAGCACCAGAAGAUGCACAGCGGCUGUACCACUACUUUGUGGACCAGGUGAAGGCUGGAUAUGACGCGGACAAGGUCAAGGAUGGCAAGUUCCAGGCCAUGAUGGAGGUGGCAUUGGUGAAUGACGGACCGGUUACGCUUGAGUUACAAGCGGGGAAUCAAAAUAAUGACAAGUCUGAUUGA
Pochonia chlamydosporia 170 is the source of this 474-nucleotide messenger RNA. Its product is annotated as D-tyrosyl-tRNA(Tyr) deacylase. The transcript has 5 exons. The record is from RefSeq and is a predicted model, not a curated record. Gene Ontology annotation, biological process: tRNA metabolic process. Gene Ontology annotation, cellular component: cytoplasm. Bases 1 to 474 code for a protein of 157 amino acids. Lineage: Eukaryota; Fungi; Ascomycota; Sordariomycetes; Hypocreales; Clavicipitaceae. Gene Ontology annotation, molecular function: D-tyrosyl-tRNA(Tyr) deacylase activity.